Molecule: messenger RNA, 3149 nt
Organism: Zalophus californianus (California sea lion)
Lineage: Eukaryota; Metazoa; Chordata; Mammalia; Carnivora; Otariidae
Gene: TBC1D30
Product: TBC1 domain family member 30
Exons: 14
Coding region: 1-2910 (969 amino acids)
Cellular component (GO): endoplasmic reticulum
Source: RefSeq, a predicted model, not a curated record
AUGAGGCCGCGCCUCCUCCCGGAACUGACCCGUGCGGCUGGGCGGGAGGAGCGGCAGGAGCGGCAGGAGCGGCAGGAGCGGGGCUAUCGCCCGCCGCGGGCCAUGGAGGGCCUUCUCGCAGGCGAGGUGGGGCGCCCGGAGCCCGGGGCAGGGCCGGAGGACGCGGCGGAGGAAGCGGUUCCCCGAGUGCCCCGAGCCCCGUGCCUGCGAGGGGCGCCCCGGGCGGAGCGGCCUCGGGGCUCCUGGGACUCCUGGGAGGCGGAGGAGGACCCGGAGUCCGGCGAGCCGCGCGACGGCCGGACGAGCCGCACGGCGUCCCUGGUGAGCGGGCUGCUCACGGAGCUGUACAGCUGCGCAGAGGAGGAGGAGGCGGCGGGCGGGGGCCGCGGGCCCGGGGGUCGCCAACGGCGCCGCGACAGCCUCGACAGCUCCACGGAGGCUUCCGGCUCCGACGUGUUCCUGGGCGGCCGCGGCAGCGCCGGCGACUCGCGCGUGCUGCAGGAGCUGCAGGAGCGGCCGAGCCAGCGGCACCAGAUGCAGUACCUGCGGCAGAAAGACACUACUGAACUGAAGACAAUCCUUCGAGAGCUAAAGUACAGAAUUGGCAUUCAGUCGGCAAAGUUACUCCGGCAGCUGAAGCAAAAAGACAGGCUUCUGCACAAAGUACAGAGAAACUGCGAUAUUGUGACUGCAUGCUUGCAGGCUGUGUCCCAGAAGCGAAGAGUUGAUACAAAGUUGAAGUUCACUCUUGAGCCGUCUUUAGGUCAAAAUGGUUUUCAGCAGUGGUAUGAUGCUCUCAAGGCAGUUGCCAGACUAUCAACAGGAAUACCGAAGGAAUGGAGGAGAAAGGUUUGGUUGACCUUGGCAGAUCAUUAUUUGCACAGUAUAGCUAUUGAUUGGGACAAAACCAUGCGCUUCACUUUCAAUGAAAGGAGUAAUCCUGAUGAUGACUCGAUGGGAAUUCAGAUAGUCAAGGAUCUUCACCGCACAGGCUGCAGUUCUUACUGUGGCCAGGAGGCUGAGCAGGACAGGGUUGUAUUAAAACGGGUCCUGUUGGCCUAUGCCCGAUGGAACAAGAAUGUUGGGUACUGCCAAGGCUUUAACAUCCUGGCCGCUCUAAUUCUGGAAGUAGUGGAAGGCAAUGAAGGGGAUGCACUGAAAAUUAUGAUUUACCUUAUUGAUAAGGUACUUCCUGAAAGCUAUUUUGUCAAUAAUCUCCGGGCUUUGUCUGUGGAUAUGGCUGUCUUCAGAGAUCUCUUGAGACUGAAACUCCCCGAAUUAUCUCAGCACCUGGAUACUCUUCAGAGAACUGCGAACAAGGAAAGUGGAGGUGGAUACGAGCCCCCACUUACGAAUGUCUUCACGAUGCAGUGGUUUCUGACUCUCUUUGCUACAUGCCUCCCUAACCAUACAGUCUUAAAGAUCUGGGAUUCAGUCUUCUUUGAAGGUUCAGAAAUCAUCUUGAGAGUGUCGCUGGCCAUCUGGGCAAAAUUGGGAGAGCAGAUAGAAUGCUGUGAGACAGCAGAUGAAUUCUACAGCACCAUGGGGCGCCUUACCCAGGAGAUGCUAGAGAAUGACCUUCUGGAAAGCCACGAACUCAUGCAGACUGUUUAUUCUAUGGCUCCAUUCCCUUUCCCACAAUUGGCAGAGUUGAGGGAAAAAUACACCUACAACAUUACACCAUUCCCAGCCACAGUUAAACCCACCUCAGUUUCUGGACGACAUGGUAAGGUCAGAGACAGUGAUGAGGAGAACGACCCAGACGAUGAAGAUGCUAUCGCUAAUGCAGUGGGGUGUCUUGGGCCUUUCAGUGGGCUCCUGGCACCUGAACUGCAGAAGUACCAAAAGCAAAUUAAAGAACCGAAUGAAGAGCAGAGCCUGCGGUCUAAUAACAUCGCGGAGCUGAGUCCAGGAGCAAUCAAUUCCUGUCGAAGUGAAUACCAUGCAGCUUUCAACAGUAUGAUGAUGGAACGCAUGACCACAGAUAUCAACGCGCUGAAGCGGCAGUAUUCUCGGAUUAAGAAGAAGCAGCAGCAGCAGGUGCAUCAGGUGUAUAUCAGGGCAGGCUCUGCAGAAGAAAAAGACCAUGGGUUCCUUUUAGGUACCAAGAGCCAGACAGUUGAUGACAAAGGGCCAGUGACCAGCAUUCUCCCAUCUCAGGUAAACAACUCUCCAGUUAUCAACCACCUUCUUUUAGGAAAGAAGAUGAAAAUGUCAAACAGACCUGCCAAGAAUGCUGUCAUCCACGUCCCUGGUCACACAGGAGGCAAGAUGUCUCCUGUCCCCUAUGAAGACCUGAAGACGAAGCUCAAUUCCCCAUGGCGAACGCACAUCCGUGUCCACAAAAAGAACAUGACGAGGACCAAGAGUCAGCUGGGCUGUGGGGACACCGUGGGGCUGAUAGAGGAGCAGAAUGAGGGCUGCAGGGCUAACAGCCUGGGGGCAGCGGAGGCUUCCUCCAGGUGUGCGGCAGCAGCUGGGAGAGAGGGUCGCUGCUCCGAAGGCUGCACCGGGAGGACGAUCGAAGGGCAGUCUCCAGAGCCCGUGUUCGGGGAUGCCCAUGCUGAUGUGUCUGCGGUCCAGGGGAAGUUAGAAGCCUUGGAACUGAACCGGAGGGAUGCUGCUGCUGACCCUGAGCCCAAGGCACACCCACCCUGCCCGCAGCACUUCCCAGAGCUGCCUGAUGCCCCUGGUGAAGCCAGAGCCCCCAGCAAACCUUCCCAGGGCAGCCACCUGAAAGCGCCCAUCUUUAGCCCUUUCCCCAGCGUCAAACCACUGCGGAAGUCAGCCACCGCCAGGAAUUUGGGACUGUAUGGUCCUACAGAAAGAACCCCAACCGUGCACUUUCCUCACAUGAGCAGGAGCUUCAGCAAAUCGGGUGGUGGAAACAGUAGCACUAAGAAACGAUGAUGGCCCUCAGAAACUGAAUCUAGAUUCACCUUCUCAUGGCCGUCUAAGGGGUCCAGCUGAAUGGCUCCAAAAGAGUUUUGACUGUCCAGUGAAAACGAAUAGAUAGUGAGAUGAACACCAGUCUGUGAAAAUGGGAACUGGAAGUUUUAUAAUGGGAGCUAGAAUGGGUAUGUUUUCCCCCACCCACCGAUAACGGAUCCAGUGAAUUCUUGUGGCAGAAUAAAUAUUGUAGUUUUAAA